AUGUCACUCGGGCCGAUUCGACUGCCUCGGCUGCCUCCCUUCAACUACGAACCUCUUCCUGCCAGGUGUAUUCGGGUACUGGAACUUCAACCUGGUGAGCGCACCGACCCUUUCCAAGGCCGUUUCACCAUCAUAUCGAUCGGUGGUGGAGACAAGUACGAUGCUCUCUCAUACAUGUGGGGUGAUGCGUCGCCCGUGGAUCACAUCGUUGUCGAUGGCGCAGCUAUACCAGUGGCUUGGAACCUCGCAAGGGCAUUAGAAUACCUGCGCGAUCAGCAGGGCUCAGAGGUUCGUAGAAUCUGGAUAGAUGCAGUAUGUAUCAAUCAACAAGAUGAGAAAGAGCGCGGGCAUCAGGUUGCUAUGAUGCGUUCAGUUUAUAACAAAGCGGACUGUGUUCGGAUCUGGAUCAACGGACCUGACCUAGAAGAAGAGAGUGAAGCAGUGGCGGCGCUCAAAAGCUUUGAGCUACGCACGGAAGGAUUGAACUGGGGCCUAGGCGAUGACAUACAGUUCUGGGAGCCUGUGGGGCCGAUAUUCAAGAACAAAUACUGGGAACGACUCUGGAUGUAG
Alternaria postmessia is the source of this 570-nucleotide messenger RNA. RefSeq lists its product as uncharacterized. The coding region runs from base 1 to 570 and encodes 189 amino acids. The transcript has a single exon. The record is from RefSeq and is a predicted model, not a curated record. NCBI's taxonomy places the organism in Eukaryota, Fungi, Ascomycota, Dothideomycetes, Pleosporales, Pleosporaceae.